AUGGCGUCCUUGCUGGGGGAGCAGAUAUUUGAGAUCAGUGACCGUGGUCCUCCUCCUCCUAAAGAUUUUUUCCAACUGGUUGUGACCAGAAAUGAGGUCAUACUGAGGUCAUGGACCAUCUCUGUGCGGCUAGGAUCCAGAGGUGUUCCCCCCAAAGAGCUGAAGAUGACCCACCCUGAUUUCCUAAAGGACAGAGGGCUACAGCAGCAUGUUGGAGGUAUUUUUGAGCAGAGGGUCCUGGAACAUGUCCUUUUACUUUGCCAAGGACAGUUUGACUACCUGGAGCGUUUACCUGAUGACAUUCUGCUCAGAAUCCUGUCCUAUCUGGAGCUCAAAGACACGACCAAGCUGGCUCAAGCCUCAAAACGAUUCAGAAAGCUCUGCAGUUCAGAGGAGUUUUGGGAGCAGAUAGUGAGGAAUUGUUGUCCUGGCUUCACUAGCGAUAUGGAGGGCUUGGCCAACGCCAUGGGCUGGAGACCAAUGUUUUUCACCUUCUUCUACACCACUGAUAGUAACACUGAGCGGAGCAACAGAGCAGAUUCAUUAAAAUAA
Molecule: messenger RNA, 552 nt
Organism: Cheilinus undulatus (humphead wrasse)
Lineage: Eukaryota; Metazoa; Chordata; Actinopteri; Labriformes; Labridae
Gene: fbxo36a
Product: F-box protein 36a
Exons: 4
Coding region: 1-552 (183 amino acids)
Molecular function (GO): protein binding
Source: RefSeq, a predicted model, not a curated record